UACGUUGCUCUCAGCUACGUAUGGGGAGAAAGCCAACCGAAUCGCACCACUACAACAAACGUGGACGCCUACACUCUCCGCAUUGACCCUGAACUCUUGCCUCAAACGAUCAAAGAUGGUAUCAAAGCCACGCACACCUACGGCGUCCGAUACCUCUGGGUCGAUGCACUAUGCAUCUUGCAGGACUCCGACUACGACAAGGCCCGCGAGAUCGCAAGGAUCCGGACGAUCUUCAGGCACUCCUACUUCACGAUCAUCGCCGCCAGCGCACGCAAGGUGAGCGACGGCUUCCUGCACGACCGAUCACCAUCGUCCCCCCACGACAUCACCCUACCCUUCCCGUAUCCCGACAGCGAUGAGGUCGGCACGAUGGUGUUAUCCCCAGUCUGGCAACAGUAUGACGCCUCCGCAGAGCCGGUGAACCAGCGCGCGUGGUGCCUCGAGGAGCGCCUUCUUCCCGCGCGCGCCUUCGUAUACGCGUCACACACACUGCAGUUCCAGUGCCAGACGUCCAUUGUGAACGUCGGCGACGCCAUAUGCGGGCCCAUGAUAGGACAGCGCCUUCCCGACAUCCUCUUCGCCGCCGACGCAAGCGAGGAGCCCCUCCCCCUCACGGCAGCAGACCACAGGGCACUGCGCUGGGCAUGGAGCGAGGCCGUCGGGGACUACACGCGGCGCACCGUCACGAAGCCUGGCGACAAGCUCGACGCGUUCGCCGCGAUCGCGGAGCUCUUUCAGCGUGCUUGGCGGGCGGAGUACCUCGCGGGCCUCUGGCGGCCCACGCUCCUCCAAGACUUGCUCUGGGCGAAGAACUACGAGGGGCGCGCGCCGCGGCCCACACGGUAUAGGGCGCCGUCGUGGUCGUGGGCGGCAGUCGACGGGCACGUCGUGGCGAGCUUGCUAGACGACCGGCUGAGCGCGGAGGUGGGCGGGGCCGUGCAGAGCUGCGAGGUUAUAGGGUGUGACGCUGUCCCCGCGACAUCGCUGGUUCCGCUUGGAAAGGUGCUGUCGGGGACGCUGAGGCUUCGC
Messenger RNA from Trametes versicolor FP-101664 SS1, 1029 nucleotides. RefSeq names its product HET-domain-containing protein. NCBI's taxonomy places the organism in Eukaryota, Fungi, Basidiomycota, Agaricomycetes, Polyporales, Polyporaceae. The record is from RefSeq and is a predicted model, not a curated record. The transcript has a single exon. The annotation marks the transcript as partial.